This is a messenger RNA of Cinclus cinclus, 1472 nucleotides long. Its product is annotated as death-associated protein kinase 2-like. The transcript is spliced from 13 exons. Lineage: Eukaryota; Metazoa; Chordata; Aves; Passeriformes; Cinclidae. Gene Ontology annotation, molecular function: protein serine/threonine kinase activity; ATP binding. Gene Ontology annotation, biological process: intracellular signal transduction; positive regulation of apoptotic process; protein phosphorylation. The record is from RefSeq and is a predicted model, not a curated record. The coding region runs from base 101 to 1240 and encodes 379 amino acids. Gene Ontology annotation, cellular component: cytoplasm; nucleus.
GGGUGCUGGAGGAAGGCUGGAGCUGGAGGGAUGGCUGAGGGUGGCCAGGCAGGGGUCCCAGCUGAGGAGGGGCCGAGGGGUGCCCCUGACAGCACCCAGGAUGUGGCUGAGCCCAGGGAGGAUGCAGGGAGUGAGGGCCUGGCAGCCAGCCCAAUCCCAGGCAAUGUGGAGGAUGUGUAUGAGCUGCUGGAGAAGCUGGGCAGGUGAGCAGGAAUCCAGUGGCCACUUUGGCGUGGUGAGGCUCUGCCGCGAGCGCAGCACUGGCUCCUUCUACGCGGCCAAAUUUGUGAAGACACAGCGGUGCUGGGGCAGCCGCCUGGGGCUGGAGCGAGCACAGGUGGAGCGGGAAGUCGCCAUCCUCCGCCAGCUUGACCAUCCCAACAUCAUGCAUCUCCACGACCUCUUUGCCAGCAGAGCUGAAAUGGUGCUCGUCCUGGAGCUGAUCAGUGGUGGGGAACUCUUUGACUUCAUUGCGGAGAAGGAGAUGCUGUCAGAGGAGGAGGCCAUCGAGUUCCUGAGGCAGAUCCUGCACGGGGUGGAAUAUCUGCAUGCUCGCCACAUUGCUCACUUCGACCUCAAGCCUGAGAACAUCAUGCUGCAGGAGAAGGAUGUCCCCAAGCCCUGGAUCAAGAUCAUUGACUUUGGGCUGGCCCAGCAGCUGGAGGAUGGCAUCACCUUCAAGAGCCUCUGUGGGACCCCCCAGUACAUCGCUCCUGAAGUGAUCAAUUAUGAACCACUGAGCCCCGCGACUGAUAUGUGGAGCAUCGGAGUCAUCACCUACAUUCUGCUCAGUGGCCUCUCCCCCUUCCAGGGUGAGACGGAUGCUGAGACCCUCUCCAACGUCGUGGCUGGUGCCUAUGAGUUUGAGGAGCGCUGCUUCAGCCAGACCUCCGAGAUGGCCAAGGACUUCAUCCGCCAGCUGCUGGUGAAGGAGCCACAGCACCGCAUGACGGCAGCCGAGUGCCUGGUCCACCCCUGGAUCAAGCCCCUGAGCAGGAAGCAGGCGCUGAGCCGGAGCCGUUCCUCCAUCAACAUGAGAAACUUCCGCAAGUUCAACGCCCUGAGGAAGUGGAAGCUCUCCUACAACACAGUGUCUGCCUGCAACCGGCUGUGCCGCACGCGGCUGCUCUGCAACCUUGGGAAGGAGGAUGAGGAGCUGCGCUGCUGUGAGAGCGACCAGGAGGAGGAGAGAAGCCCCCACAUCUCUCUGCUGCGCCGGCGGAGAAGCAGCUGCUCCUGAGCUCCUCCAAAAAAAAGACAGGACCCCUGUGAAGGGAGCAUUUGGGGUCCCCCAUCGCCCCAUCCAAGGGGGCAGGGGCACUGUCCAGCCCCAGAGCUCCCAGUCCCAUGGUGUUGGAGGGUCACUGAGGCAUUAGCACCCCACUCCUGCCACCAGGUUUUGCUGCCCCAGGGCUGGGACCCUCCCCUUUGCUUUGUCCUAAUGGGAAAAAUAAAUGUCACCUCCUCCUCUA